Esox lucius (northern pike) is the source of this 2144-nucleotide messenger RNA. RefSeq names its product NGFI-A binding protein 2 (EGR1 binding protein 2) (gene nab2). Gene Ontology annotation, cellular component: nucleus. Lineage: Eukaryota; Metazoa; Chordata; Actinopteri; Esociformes; Esocidae. Bases 532 to 2025 code for a protein of 497 amino acids. The record is from RefSeq and is a predicted model, not a curated record. Gene Ontology annotation, biological process: negative regulation of DNA-templated transcription. The transcript has 7 exons. Gene Ontology annotation, molecular function: transcription factor binding; transcription coregulator activity.
UGCUGCAGUCCACCCCCAGGUUUCUCUCACCCACACAGCCAGCAAAAAGGCAGCCAGCAACCAAUACGGUUAGCCGUGGGAGAAUAUCUGCUAACGAAUUCAGGCGAGUUGGUUACGAUCCGUUCAGGGAUUUAACUGAUGACAACAGCAUUCAGAAGUGGGAAAGAAAACGAUUGUUCAGGGAAGGAAAGCGAAUGUAUGUACAUGAAUUAAAGGCUCCUAUAAUAGCCUGUGCACAAUAGCUCUAUUGAUCACCUUUUGAUGUUUAUUUUCUUGUAUUUUAUUGACGUUUACUUAACGGGCCCGUAUGGCAUUUCAACCUACAAACAAAAGAAAUUAGACUUGUCGAGGCGUGAGACUUUAGAUAGGGUAAAACGUGGGAUAACCCUUGCACUAUCGCUCAUUGCGCGGAAACUGAAUUCGGUUAGCUAAGACGACUAGGUCAUUCAUUUCGCGCGGGUCCCUGCCAUUCCAGCCGUCAGAAGACUCGGACGAGGUGAGAGAUGACGUGUAGUUGAUUCAUACUGGGCUAUGUCUCUGCCACGCACGCUGGGGGAGCUGCAGCUGUACCGUGUGCUGCAGAGAGCCAACCUGCUGGCCUACUACGACACCUUCAUCCAGCAGGGCGGCGAUGAUGUGCAGCAGCUUUGUGAGGCUGCAGAGGAUGAGUUUUUGGAGAUCAUGGCACUGGUUGGUAUGGCAACCAAGCCCCUGCACGUGCGCCGUCUGCAGAAGGCCCUUCGUGACUGGGCAGCCAACCCGGCCCUCUUCAACCAGCCGCUGGCCAAUGUGCCCCUGGGAGGUAUUCCCUUGUUCAAGGUGGACGGGACGGGUGCUAGCGGGACUGCCACCGGAGGACCCAGGAAGUCCCUGAGUAACGGGCAGCCAGGGUCUCCGUGCGACAGAGAGGACAGGGUGUGCCUCACCCCUCUGCACAGUGGAAGCCCCAGAAGCCCCUGCUCCCAGGCCUCGCCACAGCCACCAGACACCCACUACAGGGAUAAGCUGUCCCCAAUGGACCCCCACUGGCUCAGCCCUGAGCAGGAUGCAAACAGCGCCUCAGCCUCAGGGGUGGACGAGGAGCAGCCCAGCCCCCCUCUUCUGCCCCCUCGUCCGGCAGGUCCAUCCACGCCCCCAGCUUCCUCCUCCUCACUCUCUCCAGGGGCCCUCUCGGCCUGGCCUGGGGGCCAACUUGACGGUGAGACAGCGCGGGCUGUGGGGGAGAGCGUGGACAGGCUCCUGAGGACCCUGCCCAGGUCGGACCCCAGAGAGGUAAAGACACUGCUCAGGAUGAACAAGAAAAUGGCCAAGACAGUGGGCCACAUCUUCAAAAUGUCACCGCAGGACAUGGCCAAGGAGGAGGAGAUCCGCAAGUACAGCCUGAUCUAUGGCCGCUUUGACUCUAAGAGGAGGGAAGGCAAGCAGCUAACGCAUCAUGAGCUGAUCAUCAAUGAAGCAGCUGCCCAGUUCUGUAUGCGUGAUAAUGCUCUACUUCUGCGACGCGUAGAGCUAUUUUCAUUGGCUAGACAGGUGGCGAGAGAAUGUGCCUAUACCUCUACACUCAAGCAAGCCAGAACAAGUGCAGACGACUGCAGCUUACCUUCCCAAAAGAGGGUGAAACAUGAGGUGAUAGUGUCUGAGUGUGUGUCCUCCCUCCAUGGUGUAGAGGGGUCCGAAGGUGUGUCCCAGAGGGCUGACGAGGACAGCCUAUCAGGAGAGAGUUUGGACAGCUUAACACAAGACGUAGGCUCACAGUGCAACCAAUCUCCAUCCCCCCGCCCCCCCACCGACACCUCCAUUGCUGCCAACUGGAGUCGCCAUCUCAUGCAACAAACGCUAAUGGAUGAGGGGCUGCGAUUGGCUAGGAUGGUGUCACAUGACCACCAUGGCAAGGUCAGCCUUAGAUCAGAGGGGACACAUACCACAGACUUCGAAGGCAAGACAGAGAGGAGGAGCUCAGUAGCAGGCUGCAGGAGCAGCAGCCCGGGCAGCACCAAAGACGACUCGGACCACGGGGGAAAGUGAUGAAACCAACCCGAGCACUAACCACUGAUGAGGAUUCAUCACCAGCCCCGCCUCCUGGAGAGGCAGACUAAGCAGCAGGCUUCCUAUCUGGGCUUGAACCACUGACACAUGGGAGUAGU